Moneuplotes crassus is the source of this 675-nucleotide messenger RNA. Lineage: Eukaryota; Ciliophora; Spirotrichea; Euplotida; Euplotidae. The record is from the annotation of a GenBank genome assembly.
CAUCUGUGAACAUUGUGUAAAGUCUCUCGUUCUUCUCUCUAUCACUGAUUUUGGUAAAUUUUAUUGGGUCUGGCUCUGAGAAAUAAGGGAAGAUUGAAUCUUGCAAGUAAAGUUCUUGUCUUUCUAGAAAAAGAUCCAAACGAUAUUUAAUAUUAGGAUUUGAUCUCCAAAAAUCAAUAGUUUCUUCAUAUGAUUUGAUUGGAUUAUCAAGAUCGCUGAGUUCGAUAUACUUACUCUUUAUAAUAAGAGUAGUCUGAAACAUUGCAUACAUGUUCUCAAUCAUAGUGUUAUUUUGGCAAUGUAUACUAGCAUUCCUGUCAGAGCAGAUAUUUAAUCUUAUAAAGAUUCCUCCAUUAGUCUGAGUAGAGUUUGAGAAAUUAAUAACUUCCUGUCCUUUCAGAUUUAUGCACCAUUCCCUUAAAGUUUGGUUAGUUUUAGUGUUGAAGUUGUCGCCUCAUUCCUCAGUGGGUAUGAUAUCCCCGUUACUGUAGACAGUCAGAUCCAAGAGCGAAGCAGCAACUUCAUAGAUCAUCAGCAGACUAAGAGCAAUUAAGGUCACACAUCCUCCAGCAAAAUUGAGAGGCUUACUUUUAGAUCUUGUUUGGAAAGUGAUUGAUUUUUCAAAUCGAUUGAAUUUACUCAUCACUAAAGCUGAGCAUUCCCAGAUUUUAUAGA